Loxodonta africana (African savanna elephant) is the source of this 1187-nucleotide messenger RNA. It is a transcript of the gene GJB1, whose product is annotated as gap junction protein beta 1. The transcript has a single exon. Gene Ontology annotation, molecular function: gap junction channel activity. Gene Ontology annotation, cellular component: connexin complex. NCBI's taxonomy places the organism in Eukaryota, Metazoa, Chordata, Mammalia, Proboscidea, Elephantidae. The record is from RefSeq and is a predicted model, not a curated record. The coding region runs from base 336 to 1187 and encodes 283 amino acids. Gene Ontology annotation, biological process: cell-cell signaling.
UCCAGAGCGAAGGAGCUGGGAGAUGGGGAGCAAGAGGGGGUGGCUGCUGGGAGAGCAAGAUAGGUCUGGCAAAGAGAGGGGCUGGAGAAGAAAGAAUGUUGAAUGAAAGUGAAGAAAGGGGAUGGGGCUCAAGGAGGUCAAGAUGAGUGAGGAGAAGGAGAGGCUGGCAAGGAAGAUAGAGUGAUGAGGAAAGCUAUGGCUAUCCUUCCUUUCCUGCACUGACUCUGACUCUUGGGGGAGGGGUGUGGUUGGCAGUGUUAUGGACCUGAGCUUCUGUCCCAACUCUCUGACAGCUUGCUUUGUGGCUCAUGUUUUGCAGGUGUGAAUGAGGCAGGAUGAACUGGACAGGUUUGUACACCUUGCUCAGUGGUGUGAACCGGCAUUCUACGGCCAUUGGCCGAGUAUGGCUCUCGGUCAUCUUCAUCUUCAGAAUCAUGGUGCUGGUGGUGGCUGCGGAGAGUGUGUGGGGUGACGAGAAGUCUUCCUUCAUUUGCAACACCCUCCAGCCUGGCUGUAACAGCGUCUGCUAUGACCACUUUUUCCCCAUUUCCCAUGUGCGUCUGUGGUCCCUGCAGCUCAUCUUGGUUUCCACCCCAGCUCUCCUCGUGGCCAUGCACGUGGCUCACCAGCAGCACAUAGAGAAGAAAAUGCUUCGGCUUGAGGGCCAUGGGGACCCCUUACACCUGGAGGAGGUGAAGAGGCACAAGGUCCACAUCUCAGGGACACUGUGGUGGACCUAUGUCAUCAGCGUAGUGUUCCGGCUGCUGUUUGAGGCAGUCUUCAUGUAUGUCUUUUAUCUGCUCUACCCUGGCUACGCCAUGGUACGAUUGGUCAAGUGUGAGGCCUACCCCUGCCCCAACACAGUGGACUGCUUUGUGUCCCGCCCCACGGAGAAAACCGUCUUCACUGUCUUUAUGCUAGCCGCCUCGGGCAUCUGCAUCAUCCUCAACGUGGCCGAGGUGGUGUACCUCAUCAUCCGAGCCUGUGCUCGCCGAGCCCAGCGCCGCUCCAAUCCGCCCUCCCGCAAGGGCUCGGGCUUUGGCCACCGCCUCUCACCUGAAUACAAGCAGAAUGAGAUCAACAAGCUGCUGAGCGAGCAGGAUGGCUCCCUGAAAGACAUACUGCGCCGCAGCCCCGGCACUGGUGCCGGGCUGGCUGAGAAGAGCGACCGCUGCUCGGCCUGCUGA